Molecule: messenger RNA, 795 nt
Organism: Marchantia polymorpha subsp. ruderalis
Lineage: Eukaryota; Viridiplantae; Streptophyta; Marchantiopsida; Marchantiales; Marchantiaceae
Source: the annotation of a GenBank genome assembly
AUGGGGAAGAAAAGGCCGGAUGCAACCACAUCGACCGAGGGGCCAGAGUAUGAACACAGGCAGGCGAUCGUAAAAGCAGCGGGGCCGAAUGAAGAAGCGGGCGCGACGGCAGGCCUACUGCGCAGACAGGAGACGAGGCCUCGGCAGCCACCACAACCGCAGCACCAGCAGCAGAAGCACCAGCUGCUUUCAAGAGAGGGGCAUGGGCAUAGGCAUGGGCCCGGGCAGACACAGAGCCAGCCCGCGAGCCAGCCUGACGGACGGUCAGUCAUCAGUCAGUCAGUCGGUCCGACCGACGACGUACCCGUGUACUGUACUGGGCUCGGCUCUCGCGCAUUCGAUCGCCGCAUUACUGCGCUGCCCUGCAAACCCUUUUCUCGCCCUCGCUACGCUUUGCGCCUUCCGUCUGGGACCGGCCGCAGAAAGCGACGCGAGCCCGGCCCGGCCCGGCUUCAAGCAAGACAAGCCGAAGCCGAAGCCCCGAAGGCCGAGCGAGCAACGCAAGCCAAGGCAGCACGAGCAGCAGCAGCAGCAGUAGUCGCAGCAGCAGCACGAGCAGCAGGCAGGCACGCAGGCAAGCACGCAGGGCAGCUCUGCGCUCGUCUGUCCGAUCGAAGAGCAUACUCGGAAGACGGAAGAGAAAGGGAAUCGGGAGGAGAGGAGAGAGGAGACGGGGAAAGAGAAAGAAAGCGCACGCACGAGGGGAGGGGAGGGGAAGGGAGGGAGAGGGAGAGGGAGGGGAGGGGGGUUUUGCGGUGGCGGGGAGGUCGCUUACUGGGCCGGUGCGAGGGGUGA